Messenger RNA from Paramecium sonneborni, 2492 nucleotides. The record is from the annotation of a GenBank genome assembly. NCBI's taxonomy places the organism in Eukaryota, Ciliophora, Oligohymenophorea, Peniculida, Parameciidae.
AUGUCUUAACUAGCUUCAAUAGGAAUAGACUUUGGAAGUCAAAGAUCAGUAAUGGCCGCUGCUCUAAGAGGUGGUGUAAAGAUUUUAGACAAUGAGGGAGCUCAUAGAGAAACAUAAAAUGUUAUAGGAUUUACAGGUGAAGAACGAUUUAUUGGAGAAUAAGGUGCUUUACAAUAGAAAUCAAAUUUCAAAAAUUCAAUUGGAUUCUUUAAUAGAUUUUUAGGAAUAUAAGGAAAACAAUAAUUUAUAACAGAAGAAACAAAAUGGUUAACAGUUCCUACAUAAAUCAAUGAAUCUGGAAAAACAUUGUUUGAGGUUUGUUACCUUAGAUAAAAGACAAACUUCACUGCAGAAUAAUUGACAGCCACAAUGUUAAAUAAAUUAAAGCAUAUUAUUUAGCUAAACGAUAUAAAUAUUUAAUCUAGUAAUAUUUGUCUAAGUGUACCUGCUUAUUAUACAGAAUCUGAAAGAAAAGCUCUUAUUGAUGCUUGCAAGAUAUCAGAAAUACCUUUAGAGAGAUUACUAAAUGAAACAACAGCAAUAGCUAUAAAUUAUGGAUUAUUUAGAAAAACAGAUUUGGAUCCAGAGAAACCAAGAAAUGUAGCUUUUGUUGAUUUUGGUCAUUCUAAAUUUUCAGCUUUUGUAGGAUAAUUCUAUAAGGAAAGAGCUUAAGUAUUAACCUAGGUUUGUGAAAGAAAUUUGGGUGCAAGAGAUAUUGAUUGGGUUUUAUUUGAGAAAUUUGCAACUCAAUUUGAAAAAUAAACUGGUGGAUUAAAUGUAAAAAAGAAUCCUAAAGGAAGACUACGUUUAUUAGAAGCAAUAGAGAAAGCUAGAAAGGUUUUAUCUGCUAAUUCAGAGGCAUAAAUAAGUGUUGAAUAUUUAGUUGAAGAUGAAGAUUUUAAUACUAUUAUAAAAAGGGAAGAAUUCGAAUAAUUAGCAUAACCUAUUUUAUAAUAAAUCUUAAUUAAACUUGAAUUAUUAUACAAUUAGAUUUAAAAUCUAAAAUUAUAAAUUCAUUCAGUUGAAAUUGUAGGAGGAGCAACAAGAAUACCUGCUGUUUAAAGAUUAAUAGAAAAAAUAUUUAAAAUAGAAUAAGUUUCAAGAACUUUAAAUGCAAGUGAAUCUAUAUCUAGAGGUUGUGCAAUGAUGGCUGCUAUGAAAAGUCCUAAUUUUAGAGUUACUGAAUAUAAAAUUGAAGAUUGUCAUUACUAUCCAAUUAGAGUUGGUUGGCUAUAUUAAUAAAAAUUAAAUUAAUUAGAUAAAAGCAAAGGAUUAUUGAAAUGCUUUCCUGAAAAGUAAUGUAAAAUUCUAUUUGAUUAAAAUAAUCCUAUUCCUUCUAUUAAAAGUUUUAAUUUAAUGAAAACUUAACCUAUUGAAAUUACACUAUUUUAUGAUCCAAUUCCUUAAGGAUUUGACCCUAUAUUAUGUAAAAUUUAUUAAUUUAUUAUAUUAUAGAUUAAAUUUAAAUACCACAUUUAGUAGCUAAACAUAAAGAACACUCAACUAAAAUUAAAAUAUUGUUAAAUUAAAAUGGUCUAAUUAAUUUGGAAGAAGUAGUAUUUUAAGAAGAAUAUAUGGAGGAUGUCAAAGUACCAGUAUGUAUAUUUAUUUAAAUUUUAGGUUGAAAAACCAAAGACAAUAGCUUCUUAAAAUUAGGAAGAAGGUUAAUAAGAAUAACUUAAAGGAGAUGCAUCUUAAUUUGAAAUUAAAUAAAAAAAGAAAACUAUACAAAAUUAAGUUAAUUGUGAAACUACUUGUCUUUAUUCUUUAACUAAGAAAGAGAUUGACCAUUAUUUUUAAUUGGAGUGUGAAAUGCUUAAUAAUGAUAAUUAAGUUCAUGAAACUUAAUUCAAAAAAAAUUAAUUAGAAUCAUAUAUUUAUAAAUGGAGGGAAAAUUUGAAUGGAAAAUAUGCAGAAAAUGCAAGACCUGAACUCAAAGAUAAGAUUUAUAAAGAAUUAGAUCUCUAAUAUGAUUGGUUAUAUGGAGAUGGUUAGAAGACUACAAAGAGAGAAUAUUCAGAUAGAUAUGAUAAACUUGUGUAAUUAUGUGGUCCAAUUGCUACUAUAGCAGAGGAAUAUAGAUAAAUACCUGAUAUCAUUUAAUAAGUCUUAGAUUAGAGUUCUAUUUACGAUAAUAUUUUAAAUUCUUAAGUAAUUAAUUGUAAAAUAUUAUAGGAUAUAUAAUAUGCUCAUCUAACUUAAGAAGAAAAAAAUCUUAUUGCUAAUGAAUUAACAAUUUUUAAAUAAUGGUGUAAGAAUACAUUAAACUUAUUGAGCAAAGCUGAUAAAACAGUUAGAUUUACUGUAUCAGUUUAAUAAAUUAAUAUAAAAUAUGCUGAAUUAUAAUAAGUAAUGAUAUCAUUAAUAGAAUUUAGAAAUGUCAACCAAUUGUAACUAAACCCAAAUCUGAAACUAUAAAGGAAGAAAGAAUUGUUGAUGAAACUAAUUAAUAACAUUAAAACAUUGAUGAAAAUAAAAUGGAAACUGAAUGA